AUGCCGGCCGUAAUGCAGUUGGGAGAUGCUGUGACGCGUAUGCUGGCAAAGACAGCCAGCGCACCGUCCGACGACGACUGCAGCUACCACUUACAACUUCGAGGUGGACCUGGAUCAACUUCACACAAGUACGGAGUAGAUUUAGCGGCCUCCCAUCCGAUGAUGCAGGAACGGAAGUCGUAUGCCAAAGGCAGCUGUAACGACGUCCGAGGCUUGCCACCUCCCGUUCUGAAGUUGUCGCAGACGCGUGUCGGACGCUCGACGCGUGCCCAAAUGCUCUCUAAACCACGAUGGAGCACGUCGGUCCUAGCGGAAGAAUACGAGAAGCCGAGUAGACGGCGUCGGACUGUUGAUACUAGAAAUAGAGGUGCGGGAGAUGAUAGAGAUAGUGAAGCUAGUGUAGAAGUAGAAGAAGAUGUCGAAGAUGAAGAUGGAGGAGGUCGACGAGAGGCCUUGAGUGUAGAAGAUGGCACAUCUGUGGCUACGCUUCUUGUCGGAAGAAGAAAUGGUAGAAGCGGUAUCGACGAAAUGGGUGAGGAAGAUGAUUCGUCGGCACGCCUGGGAAACCGUGGCAUUUCCAAGGACGUUUUUGCACAGCAUAGGAGGGAAGAGUUGCGUAGUCGUGAGGAGUCAGGAGUAAGUCGUCGUGGUUCGGUGAUUGCCGUAGAUCGCACGCAGUUGACGCAGAGCGGUGCAGCACCCCACUCUUGGACCUACUCUUCGGCUGGAAGUAGGCAAACGUCCCCUGUGAAACAACUACAUCAGCAGGGAAGUGCUACUAAAGCUUCGUCUUCUACCAGUACUGAAGGAAGAACUAGCAGGCCUGCCCCUAGACCAGGAGAUUCUAAGGAUACUCUUUCGUCCGACAAAAAUGCAGCAAAUGAUACAACUACUGCGUUCCCCGAACCAGAUUUCUAUGGUGAUGUCACGUUCGACCUUGUGCAACACUGCGGAGCGAAGGGAUUGCGUGAUCGCUUUCAGCGCGAGUUGGUUUUAACCAAAGACAUGAGAAAUCCGGUCCGAAUAGACCUACAAGAAGACAGGCAGCUGCACACCAACGUGCUCAGUCGCAAGGAGGAGGCUGUGCGGAAAAGCUACCGAAAACCCUGGGAGGUGGACAAAAACUACUUCGAGAAGAAAAUUGAAGCUAUUGGAGAAGGGAGAGAAGUAGAGGACGAUGAAAGAGACUCUGCUACUGCUUCUACAGAUGCUUAUCGGUAUAGGCAAGGGAAAGACUAUUCAACAACGAGGGAUUCAGAGAAGAAGAACAACAUCAAAGUAGGACCACCAUCAAGAAGACCCACAGUUGCGGAACAUCAAGCCCAGAUGAAUAGCAGUGCCGCUUCGUCGCUUUCAACAUCAACAACUUCAGGAGUUGACAAUGUAGACAUCAAAAGUUCCGAAAAUAGUGGUAGGAUGAGCGUGAAGGAAAAACGGCUUAUGCUAAAUCGUCAGAGUGAGCAGUCUGUCCUUGUUGAGGCAUCUCCGGAGAACGCAGUAACGCUGCGAAAGAGGAUGCGUGAGAAAAUGGUUGCGAACGAAUUGGCCGGCGAGAGCGUAGCUUUGAGGGAAAUGCGUGCGAAGGGCAUGUUUUCAGAUUUGAAGUUAGCCUAUAAUCCACUUGCUGGGCUGGUUCCCGAGAAAGAGGACAAGAAGCAUGCCGACGAAGACGAUGCCGAAGACCAUUCAGCGAGCCCACCGCGAUCACAGAAACGAAGAGCAGUCACAGUGUCAAGUCAGAAGAUGAUAGGUGAACCCGCGACCACGGGUGCAGCGGCUGGUGGCAGAGCAGGCGAUCGUGAUACCAAAUUGUUGUCGGAAGGCCGAAGCAAGAAGGUAGCAGGGCCUUCAUCAGCACCAGGUCCACCUCUUCCGCCUUUGCCUCGAAGUAUUGUGGAAGAGGAGCAGAGUUCUGAAGCGGAGGUGGAUCAUUUUAGCAUUGGCGCCACUUGCUCAGAUUCGUUUGUGCCGCACCCGACUCAGAUUCGUGGCGUCAACGCUGCUAUUGUGCGGUCUCUUCAAAGUCAGGGCCUCGAUACUGACGCGCAUCCCCUUGCGGGCUUGAACGUGCAAGGGUACGGCAGGAGAAGCCAGUGCUCUUCGGAUGAUGAGUAUGAAGAGCGAGAUCCUGAUCGAGGUACAGGAGGAGCUGCCGGUACAAACAGUGACUCACCUUCAGCGGCCUCCUCGACGUACAAAUUUACAACGCCCAAUUUCACGAAUCGUGGAAAACAGGCACCGUUAGGUGUGCCACUACACCCGCAACCACCAACGGGAAUUUCAUUCACAAGUACGACAACGCGCUUUCCUAAGAAAACAACCCUUUUUAGCCGUACAACAGGAACUGCGGGAAUCAGAAGUGAGGAGGAAAACGAUCCCUCGUCGCCUCUCCGACUGCAAACUGACGUGUUGGGUAUUGUUAUUGAUGCGUCUAGCAAUUAUACAGCACCAACAGGUGGCCAAGUAGGGUCUGCACAAACACUAGCACACGACCAGGAAGAAGAUGGUACUGCAACUGCAUCAAGUAGUAGCAUGGCCGGAGAGUCAGGAGUAGAACAGACACCAUCAGGGCAGACACAGAAGUCGUCUGUCGAACGCGCUGCGCCAAAGGCUGCAGAAGGAAGUUCGUCACAACCUAGUGGUCCCAUAAAAGAGGACCGAUUACCCGGCGAAGAUGCUGCAGUGAGCGACGCACAACAAAGCGGUACUGCGGCAAUCCAGGCUCAGGAAGAGGAACUAGUUUUUAAUCCGAACUACAUGGAUCAAUUUGCGGGACACAGAAGAUCUUUACCUCCGGGACACCUGCCGCAGAAUCAACUGGAUGCGGUCAAGGAAGAAGAGGGGCAUAGACAUGCUCCAGCUUCUCCGGAGAAGAUAAAGCAGCAAGAAAAUUUCAUGUUUUACACCGGGAGCAUGGAUCAUGCAGCUGCAGUGGGCCACGACGAUUCCGGAAAAUAUGCGUCGCAAGAAGAAGAAAUGGAGUUAGUCGUGGCUGGCAGGCAGCUGGACGAGGGAAGCCGAAUCGUCGCCAGUGGUUGGGCCUCUGAUAUCCGUCAGAAUUUACUGGACGAGCAGCAGGGCUCUGUAGAUCCAUCAUACGAGGUGAGCGACCCCACACGCCAGCGCAUCUUAUCGGGAACUGGCGGAGUUGACGGUCAUCUUCACAUGAAGAAUAAUCAAACGAGUAAGAGAGAGAUCCCUACGAAGAAAAAGACAAAGAGUGGUAAGAAGACUAAAAAGGAUAAUGCAGUAGACGAUUCCUUUCUAGAUCGACUCGCCGAAACGAGAAGGCAAGAAAAAAGCUCGAUAUUGCUGCGUAACACUGAGGAGGAACGCCAGGCUGUCCUAUUUUUCGCAGACCAGGUGGCGGGUGCAGCUUCGUCGUCUAGUGCUUCAUCUGGUAUAGACAAUAGCGGCGGAGGUGGAGGAGGAGGACUUUUCGCCAUGCAGAAAGCGAUAAACUAUCAGAGGCAUUUAGUACAAAUGCGGUAUCAGGACGAAAACGCCGCUGCCGAGCGAUUGCUUCCAUCGACGUCGAUCACAGGCGCUGCCCUAGAAACCGGACGGAGUGCGCCACCUGGCCCACCUCCAAGUCAAGCGGCCCUAUCUACUCCUAUGCACCGGAACCAAGGCACAAAUGACAGUAUGCCUGCUCAAGCAGUAGGUAACUUCGGUGUGCCAGGUUUGAAUUCCGCAAGGCAGCAGGCCCCUUCCGUUUUCGCGGGCAGUCCAGCAGCGACAAGCAAUUCUGAGCUUAUAUCAGUACGGAGCAAGAACGAUACUGCGGCACCAGGUCUCCAUCAGGUAGAGCAUCAGGAGAGUGGUUCGACGCGGGAGCGCUUCUGGGUGGAUCGUGACCGCGUUGCGGCAGAUCAUCGCGAACGCAACAGCAACAGGAGACACCAGGGCAACGUGAUCAAUAAACCUGGUGGCGAUCUCGACGUAGAACCUGAGCCGGAGAGAGCUGCGACGCCACCUGCUGCUAAACGACCUGCACCACCAUCCGGCGUCGGGAUGCCGUUAGCGUCGACUCGCCCAUUACGAAGCGACGAUAUCGGCCGGUCUGAUACUGCGACAAAUCGACCUAGAGGCGACAGUCUCAGUUCGCUCCUGCAUGUUUCGGGUGACCAAAUAAUAAACAACACCCAGAGGAGCCUGAGCCAGAACAAAGUGAGCUUUCUUCCAGAACCUAUCAUGGCUCAAGAUCCACAUGUAAGUGGAGGUGAAUCAUCUGCUGUCACAGGAGCAUCAACUUACUCCUCCGCAUCGCGACGGGCCAGCAGUGUGGAGAACGUAGAACCGCCUGGUGGUCUCAAGUCACGAUUUCGGCACACCGGAAUCGACAUAGUGAGAGGCGCUCGGUCGAGCUCUACUGGUGGCAUAUUUCCUGCCGAGCAGAACUAUAACAGCACUGUUAAAGGAAAAGGUAUGACCACGAGCACGACAUCAACUUCCUUCUGCACCAAUCCUGGUGCAAAUGCACCCAGCAGAGUAAAUAAACCUACAGCUACAAGAACAUCUAGUACUUCAUCUUCUUCUUCUACUACAACGCCUGACCUCCACUCAACAUCUGCGAGUGCGAGUGGGAAGCGCUUAAGCCUCCGGCAAGAGCGGCAUAAGCGAUUGGAUAAGCCUUUUUUCACUAUUGAAGACGUGGAUAUCACGGCAAAAUUUCUGAAGACUCGCUGGGAUGACCAUCUCGUCAACAAAAUGAAAUCCAUGCUUGAACAGGACUACGUUCGCCAGGAUCAAAAGCCAAACGCUAGUGGUGGUGCAUCAAAUAUUGGCGCAGGCGGAAGAGGAACAAAUCAUGAUGCUGCCAGAGAUGGAACAAAUACGUCAGGAGCAAACGAUGAUAAAAAUGCUGAGAACAAUAAAGAGUGCAUCCUUUGUUACAACGCGCCGAAAGACACGUUACUGGCUCCCUGCGGGCAUGUCUGCGCUUGCAUAGAUUGCGCAGAAGAACUACUCACGAAAAAGCAUAAUUGCCCGAUAUGCAGAGGUUACAUCAACGACAUUUUUCGGGUUUACGAUAGCUAGAUCUAUGUCUCUCAUGUGAACAGAACAUCUGUCUCAAUCAUAAAAUGCACCUCAGCUACAUCAACAUUUUCAGAUACAAGCACACGACCAAAAAGUAUAUCAUGACCACAGUCAUGAUCGGCCAAUCUUAAAUGUGACCACCUUUUUUUCAUUAUAUUUUUUGAUUUGAUUUUUCGCAGUGCACGACAGCAACAUGGAAUUUAUUCUCAUUGAUUGAUGAUUACAUGCCUAUUCCUAAGGUUCAUCCACAACAAUAUGAUAUAAAAUUUACGAUUUCAUCUUGAGUCAUUUUUCUCACAUAUUGACAUCGUAAUUUCAGGCUGGUAGGUAUUCUUCUUGUUGAUUUAUAGUCCCGUCGAUCCCCGUCCCUCAAUACGAUGUAUCGCAGUGUGAUCAUUUAAUCAUCUCUUGUGAGUCUCCGAAAUCAUCUUCUUGUAGAAGUUGAUCGAAAGUAGUUCCAAUUAGUAAAAAUGGGACACCUUUUGUUUUCCCUCAUAGUGUGUUCUGCGAUGAUGCGAAAUACGAUGAUCUUCUAUGUGUGAAACCAAAAGGUAGCUUAUCUGCGUGAGUGUACCUCCAUUUCCCCGAUGACAUCAAGAAUUAGACUUAGAGGUAGAGAAAAUAUGGAAAUGGAUGUACGUCAUGGUCGGCUACGUGCC
This is a messenger RNA of Amoebophrya sp. A25, 5699 nucleotides long. Lineage: Eukaryota; Dinophyceae; Syndiniales; Amoebophryaceae. The record is from the annotation of a GenBank genome assembly.